Physella acuta is the source of this 585-nucleotide messenger RNA. RefSeq names its product serpin B4. NCBI's taxonomy places the organism in Eukaryota, Metazoa, Mollusca, Gastropoda, Physidae. The record is from RefSeq and is a predicted model, not a curated record. Gene Ontology annotation, molecular function: serine-type endopeptidase inhibitor activity.
GUGGACAUGAUGCAUUCGGCCAUGACCAUCAAAUACAAGAAGGACGACGAGCUAAAUGUCCAAGUGGCCGAACUGCCGUUCAAGGGAAAAAGGUUUGGUUUCUACAUUGUACUGCCGGAGACAGCGGACGACAUUUCAAGCCUGGAAUCUCUCCUGGAAACACCUGACAACGUAGAUCGACUGUUCUCCGGGCUCAAGUCCCAUUUGACUAUAGUCAGCAUCCCCAAGUUCAAGACCACGACGACCCUGGAUUUAAAAAGAGAUUUAAUCAGUCUCGGCAUGGUCAAGGCAUUCAGUUCUGUCAGGGGCGUGGCUGACUUUUCAGGCAUUAGAAGCAAAGGCGACAUCUACAUCAGCGCUGUGAUCCACAAAGCCAAGCUGAAAGUCACUGAGACGGGGACGGUGGCGGCAGCGACCACCGAACAAACACAGACGCUAUCCAAAUCUGUUGACUCUGUGUCCCAGCCUUCAUUGGAAUUUGUCGCGGAUCAUCCUUUCCUCUACUUCCUCCGCGACAACAAAUCCGGACAAAUUUUGUUCCAAGGAAAAUUUUCCAAUUGAAAAGGCCCAAUUAAAACUAGAAUU